Messenger RNA from Austrofundulus limnaeus, 3032 nucleotides. RefSeq names its product nucleus accumbens associated 1, BEN and BTB (POZ) domain containing b (gene nacc1b). The record is from RefSeq and is a predicted model, not a curated record. Gene Ontology annotation, molecular function: DNA-binding transcription factor activity, RNA polymerase II-specific; RNA polymerase II cis-regulatory region sequence-specific DNA binding; protein binding. The transcript has 9 exons. Bases 540 to 2306 code for a protein of 588 amino acids. Lineage: Eukaryota; Metazoa; Chordata; Actinopteri; Cyprinodontiformes; Rivulidae. Gene Ontology annotation, biological process: regulation of transcription by RNA polymerase II.
ACAAUGAGUGCCCAGAGUAGCGUGGCGCUAUACAUCUGACACAGGAGAAUUAUAGAGUUAACAGUAUUUGGCAUGACAGGGAGAGGGAGCGGGGAGCCGUGAGUGCAGUCUCAUCCUGUUUGGCAAUCACUGUGCGCAGCGCCUGGAGGCCCCGGAGGGCUCACCUGCCCGGAGUCUAUGGCACACACAUACACGCACGCACACACGCACACACACAGAAGACAGCUGGAUUAAACCUCCAGCACCUGGCUUCCACAGUCUUUUUAUUUUAUUUUUUAAUUAUCUAUAGCUGCUGGGCUGGGCAAGAGAGGGGAUCGCUUCCACGACACCCCCCCCCGCGCUCUGAGCUCCUGUCCUCGCCUGCAUGUGGGUCUGUGAGCUGGUUCUCUCAGCCUACAGUGAAUGACUGACUGACUGUCUGUGGCGAGGCGGAGGGAGACAYUACACCGCUCCUUCUGCUUCUUCCUCCGCUGCUGCGUCGCUCCAGCGCUGAAGACGACUUCCAGCCGAGGGGACCCUGUGGUGCUGGGCAGAGCGUAAUGGCUCAGACGCUGCAGAUGGCAAUCCCUAACUUUGGCAACAACGUCCUGGAGUGCCUGAACGAGCAGCGGCUGCAGGGCCUCUACUGUGAUGUGUCUGUGAUUGUCAAGGGACAUGCCUUUAAGGCCCAUCGUGCAGUGCUGGCAGCCAGCAGCUCCUACUUCCGGGAUCUGUUCAAUGCCGUGGGGAAGAGCUCUGUGGUGGAGCUCCCUCCGGCUGUGCAGCCACAGAGCUUCCAGCAGAUUCUGGCCUUCUGCUACACAGGACGCCUCAGCAUGAACGUUGGAGACCAGUUUCUGCUCAUGUACACUGCUGGAUUCCUCCAGAUCCAACAGAUCAUGGAGAAAGGCACAGAGUUUUUCCUCAAGGUCUCCUCCCCAAGCUGCGACUCCCAGGGUCUCCACGCCGAGGAGACCCCGUCCUCCGAGCCUCAGAGUCCCGUCACUCAAACGGGUGGAGUGGGUGCUGUGGGAAGGCCUGCCUCUUGUCUGACACCCCUCCCCCUGGUGUCUAAAGUGAAGACUGAACAGACCCCCGUCACACCUCAGCCAGCUCCACAGCAGCAGCAGCAGGAGGGCUCGCCGUAUUCUGUGGUCUGCACUCCCGUGGCCAAGCGGCUAUGGGAGGGGGGAAGCCGAGACGGGGGAGGAGGGUCCGGAGGAGGCGGGGGAGGUGGAAUGAGGAAGGCCGCACGCUACUCCUCAUCUUCUUUUUCCUCGUCUUCCACCACCGUCCUGCAGCAAGACGGCUCCGGGCGAGGGCCGGCAGCCAAUUCUGCCCUGCUGGGCAGUGGCAGUGCCACCUCAGUGGGGGGAACCGGACUCAACAGUAAUCAAAACAACAACAACAACAACAACAACAGCGGCGGGACCCCCGAGGGCACGAGUCCGGGCACACUGAGCAUGUACACCAGCGACUCGCCCAUCAGCUACCACGACGACGAGGAGGAGGACGACAUAGCCGACGAGUCGGCCGAAGAGCAGUACAGACAGAUCUGCAACAUGUACACCAUGUACAGCAUGCUGAACGCCGGCGCUACAGUGGUCGGGGAGCCAGUUGAGGCUCUGCCAGACUUGGCUCCUGAUUCCGGUGGUGGACGGGGAGGCAGAGGGGGGCGGUCCCGGCAGGACCUGGCAUCGCUGCCCGCCGAGCUCAUCAGCCAGAUCGGUAACCGCUGCCACCCAAAGCUGUACGAGGAAGGCGACCCCGCCGAGAAGCUGGAGCUGGUGAGCGGGACGUCGGUCUUCAUCUCCCGCGCCCAGCUCAUGAACUGCCACGUCAGCGCUGGCACGCGCCACAAAGUGCUCCUCAGACGGCUGCUGGCAGCGUUCUUUGACAGGAGCACGCUGGCUAACAGUUGUGGAACUGGCAUCCGCUCAUCAACCAACGACCCCAGCCGUAAACCUUUGGACAACAGAGUGCUGCAUGCUGUCAAAUUCUACUGCCAGAACUUCGCACCGAGCUUCAAGGAGAGCGAGAUGAACGCCAUCGCUGCCGACAUGUGCACCAACGCCCGCCGCGUCGUCCGCAAGAGCUGGAUCCCCAAGCUGAAGCUGCUGAUGGCCGACAGCGACGCCUACUCUGCCUUCCUGGCCGACAGCGUGAAAAUGGAGGCCGAAGCGCUGGGCGUGGAGCAGGGGUUCGACCCCGCCUCCCUGGACGCCGUCACGACAGCGCCGGCCGCCAGCAACGGCGACGCCGGAGGCGGAGCCAUGACAGCGGACACCAUCCAGGGGGUAGGAGGAGACGGCAGCACUUUGUUUUGAGUGAGCGAUGGAACGGACGGACGGAACGGACCCCGAUGGAGGGAGGAUUGGUGAGGCGAGAACAAUGGCCGCCGUGGUCUUCGCUCGCCCUCCCCAGCUGCCGUGUGGUCAGGAAUCUGUUUGGGCUUUUUACUUUUGGGUCGGUCUCUUGAGCUUUUCUUCUUUUCCCCGUCUUUAGUUUUGUCUCUCUCCACAACUCAGAAUGUUCCUCGUUGUUCUUCUGGUGGAGAAAGACAGAAAAACAAAGACAGGUAGCAGAGUUAAAACUAGCCACCAUCACUUCCCCCUACCACCCAGAAAAAAGAAGAAAAAAAACUUUAUUUUUCUGUAACCUCUUUGUUUCAAACUUUUUUUUAAAGCUUGUAUUAUCACUAAGGCCCUUUUUCAAAAAACUUAACAUAAUCAAUCACAGACAUUCCCUGGGGAGGGGAGGGGGGUAUUCCUAUUUGGAGCGUGAUAUUUCCUCCACCCCAUUUAACUCCGGUAACACUGUUGUUUUGAUAUUGAAUGUAUGCGUGGUGAAGCAUCCGAAUUGCAGCGAUGUAAGCCAGCGAUGACUGAGCGAUUGUGCUGAGCCCUCCUCCUUUGCUUUUUGUUUUGCUUUGUAUCAUGCUGACGGCUGAGAUGGAAGCUGCUCUGAUGAGGUCAGAGGUCGAACUGACCGUGUAGAUCAGAGUGGUUCAUGAUCUUAUGGAACCCUGCUUUUUAAAUUCCAGCUGAACAAAC